AUGGAGGUCAACCCCUACGUGUUUAAGAGCCUGGUGCAGAUCUAUGAGGAGUACCUCAACCUGAUCAUACACCGGGUGAAAGGUUACAAAGUGCUAAUCCUGGACGACGAGACGAAGACGAUCAUUUCGCUUAUCUUCUCCCACUCAUACAUCCUAGAAAAGGAGAUCUUCCUCACGUUGAAUUUUAACGACAGCAACAUUUUCGAAGAUGCGACGAACAGCGGUGGAAAAAAUGACAAGUUUGACUUCAAGAAUUACAAAAUAAAAAAUCUGAAGCAUCUUAAGGCCAUUUUCCUUUUAAGGCCAACACACACCAACAUCCUGAAGUUAAUGAAGGAGCUGAGGAGGCCAAUCUUCCUAGAGUACUACCUCUUCUUCACCAAUAUUCUGAGCGAUAAGUACACAGAGAAGCUAGCCAAGGCGGAUGAAUUCGAAGUGGUAAAGAACAUCAUGGAGUAUUACAUAGAUGCCUAUGUCCUCCAUGAUAAUUUAUUUUCCCUAAAUAUCGACUACACGUCUUUUUUGUACAAAAGUGAUGAUAAGCAUUGCCUCUCCAUGGGAUAUACAGCUAGAAACAGGAGGAGGAAAAACAGAGGUCCUUUUGUGAAAAAUGCGCAAGGUAUGCACUGGACUGAUGGGAACUACGACUUAGGGGGAGGUAGAAACAAAUAUGAUAAGCUCACGAUUGAUGAGUUUGGACAAAUUGGAGAAGGAAAUGGGGAUCCAUUCUCAAAUGCACAACUUCAAAAUAGUAGCGAUUACAACGCCAGCACCAUUGUCGAUGAUGAUGUGAGCAACUACUCCAGCUUUUCGCUGUUCGAGAAUCAAGUGGUGCAGAGGAUAGUGGACGGAGUCUUCUCCCUUCUCUGCUCCGUUAAGCAGGUUCCCGACAUCAUCUAUAAUAGAAACUCCCCCAUUUGUAAGCACAUAAUCGAUUUGUUAAAAAUUAAGAUGCUAAGAAACGAGUCUGUUUUUUCUGGUGUGUUAGAUUCGUACGAAAGGUACAAUGGAGAAGUGGAGAGGCAGAUAAAAAUGGCUAGUCAGGAGGGCGAACAUAGUAACUACCAGUUUAAUAGCAUCAUCGGGAAUCAGGCUGCCAACAUGGGGACAGAGGGGAACUGCUGCUAUAUGAUAAUUCUAGACAGAAGGGAAGACCCCAUCACUCCGCUGCUAACCCAGUGGACCUACCAAGCGAUGCUGCACGAACUCAUCGGCAUAGAGAAUAACAAAAUCAAUUUGGGAGACAACUCAGAAGAAUCUCAAAUAGUGAUGUCCUGCAUCUAUGACGAUUUUUACAAUGAGCAUCUGUUUGACAAUUUUGGAGAUCUCGGAAAAGCAGUCAAGACCUAUGUUGAUGUGUACCAACAGGAGACCUCUCGAAAGAGCAACUUAGAAUCCAUAGAUGAUAUUCAGAAGUUUAUAGAGAUUUAUCCAAAUUAUAAGAAGCUGUCUGGGAAUGUUACCAAGCAUGUAAAUAUCCUUCACAAGUUUGCCGAAAUUGUAGAGAAGAGACAGCUAUUUUACAUGUCCGAGCUAGAACAGUCCAUCGCCAUUUACGACAAAAAAGGUGAACACUUCAAGCAGGUCAUCGAGACGAUAAGAAAUGACACGUACACUAAUUAUGAUGUGUUACGGCUGUCCCUGCUGUACAGCCUCAAGUAUGAAGACGAAGACGAGGUCGAGAUGAUAAAAACAGAGUUAACCAAACGGAACAUAGACAAAGAUCAAGUGCUACUCAUAGAUGCCUUACUAAUGUAUGCCAGUGAAGAAGCGAGGAAUAAUCAGCUAUUCAAAGAGCAGACCUUCUUAGACUUUGCAAAAACGACGAUAACGAGAACGAUAAAAGGAACCUCCAAUGUUUUUACGCUACACAAAUCAUACAUUUAUUACCUCAUUGAAGAUUUGAUGAAAUCCAAGCUGGACAAUCACACGUAUACGACGACCAACUUGCUCAACAUCGAACCCAAUGUGAAUAAGCGAGUCUACUCCAUGAUCGUAUUCUUCAUCGGGGGGGCCACCUACGAGGAGUACCGCGACCUGCAGUACCUGAGCAAGCGGUACAACAUUCCCUUUCUGCUCGGCGCCACGCAGCUCCACAACUCGCAGUCCUUCCUGGCGGAUGCGCUGCAGCUGGUUAAAGAAUGA
Messenger RNA from Plasmodium inui San Antonio 1, 2145 nucleotides. RefSeq lists its product as hypothetical. The transcript has a single exon. Bases 1 to 2145 code for a protein of 714 amino acids. Gene Ontology annotation, biological process: intracellular protein transport; vesicle-mediated transport. The record is from RefSeq and is a predicted model, not a curated record. Lineage: Eukaryota; Apicomplexa; Aconoidasida; Haemosporida; Plasmodiidae. Gene Ontology annotation, cellular component: Golgi membrane.